AUGUCGGCGAAACAGACUAGCAGUUGCCUCUGGUUAACUCUGAUCCUGCUGGCCAUGUUUUUACACUCCUCCGAGUGCCAGUACUACGGAUAUCCCUAUUACGGCGGUGGUGUGGGGGCGGGAGCCGGAGCGGGCUCUGCGUACGGAAACAUUUAUGGCAACGGCGCGUACGGAGGAUACCCCUACGGCUAUGGCGGAUAUCCAUACUACUCGACGUACCCCAGCUACGGCUACAACCCGUACUCGAUGUACGGCGGAUACGGGCAGUAUGGGUAUCCCUCGUUUGGCGGAUAUCCCUACGGGGGCAACGGCAUGAGCACGGCCUACGCCAGCAGCAGCGGAGGAUUUGCCACGGCCAGUGCGGGCAACGGCGGAUACUACGGCUGAUACAGUGUCCAGUGACCAGAGAUCAGUGAUGUGCUCCAAGCACCCUAGCCUAGUUUAGCUGUAAAUAUUAGUUAAGUCUUUCUCCUACUAUGUUUAGUGUUUUACCUGUAAUAAAUACACAAAGUAUUUCAUCAGGGUCUUAACAAGUGUUCAUAUCAUAUUAUAUUUCUAAAAACAUUAGGUAGAUAUGUUAGAUAUGUUUACA
This is a messenger RNA of Drosophila kikkawai, 592 nucleotides long. Its product is annotated as keratin-associated protein 19-1. NCBI's taxonomy places the organism in Eukaryota, Metazoa, Arthropoda, Insecta, Diptera, Drosophilidae. The record is from RefSeq and is a predicted model, not a curated record.